Messenger RNA from Adineta ricciae, 2316 nucleotides. The record is from the annotation of a GenBank genome assembly. Lineage: Eukaryota; Metazoa; Rotifera; Eurotatoria; Adinetida; Adinetidae.
AUGCUUGUUCCGGAACGUAAUCCAUCGACGCCAGUUUCAGCUAACAAUUCAAAAAAACGUUCGACAUUGACUAAGCAAAGAAAGUCAAAAAAAGUUCGCAAUGAUUUCGAUGAUAACGAUCUAUCCAAAGAUGGUGAAAACUCUCUAUCUCAGUCAAUUUUUGAAGAAUCGACUUCAUCUAAAAAUCAAUUAAUUGGACAGAAAAUAACUGAUUCUCAAAUACCACGUGGAGCUGUUCUCACAGAUUUGAAUGAUGAAGGCGAUGAUAAUAUUGACGAUCAGCAAAUUCAAGGCGAUUCGUAUCAAAUUAAAAAGUUUAAUGAGCCCGAAGCCUGUGAACAAACUCAUCAUAUAAUAAUUCCAAGUUAUUCAGCUUGGUUCGAUUACAAUGCGAUUAACGCCAUUGAAAAACGUGCAUUAAUCGAAUUUUUCAAUGGGAAAAAUCGAUCAAAAACACCUGAAAUAUAUAUGGCAUAUCGGAAUUUUAUGAUUGAUACUUAUCGUUUGAAUCCGAAUGAAUAUUUAUCAAUUACUGCCUGUCGGAGAAAUCUAGCUGGUGAUGUUUGUGCCAUAAUGCGAAUUCACGCAUUUUUGGAACAAUGGGGAUUGAUUAAUUAUCAAACGGACGCAGAUCUUCGUCCAACGCCAAUGGGACAUCCGUCAACAUCGCAUUUUUCGAUGCUUGGAGAUCCAGCUUCGAGUUUAGCAGCUAGCAAAACGAAUACAGCAAGUAAACAGAUUGCAGAUUUAAAGCAAGAAGCUAAACGUGAAGAACGUGAUGUUGAAAGUACAUUAGGUCUGAGGACGGAUCAAUAUAAUAAAAAACUUAAUCUAAAUACGAAAACAAAAGCAAAAGAUUGGUCAGAUCAAGAAAUUCUUCUAUUACUCGAAGGUUUGGAAAUGUACAAAGACGAUUGGAAUAAAGUUUGUGAACAUGUUGGAACUCGCACACAAGAUGAAUGUAUUUUGAAAUUUCUUCAAUUGCCCAUCGAAGAUCCAUACUUAGAAGGCAAUGGCACUGCAUCAGGUCCACUUGCUUAUCCAGCUAUACCAUUUAGUCAAAGUGGUAAUCCUGUUAUGUCAACUGUUGCAUUUCUAGCAUCAGUUGUCGACCCACGUGUUGCCAGUGCGGCAGCCAAAGCUGCAUUAGAAGAAUUCUCUAAAACUCAUGAAACAAUAUCAGCAACUACAGACGAGACGACGAGAGAGACUACUGAAGCGGCUACUGUUGAACAAUCAACCGACUUGAAUAGUAACGAACAUGACGAUUCAUCUAAGAUCAAACAGGAGAAAGUCGAUGUCAAUGAAUCAGAUGAAAGUAAAAAAAUGGAAGUCAAUGAUACGGAAGAACCUCAAGUAACAAACAAUGAUGAAACAACGACAGCAUCAUCAUCAUCAUCAUUAUCUACGAUUCCAAAACCGACAACAAACGCGGAUCAACAAGAUCCUAGAAAAUUAUUAGCGGCGGAAAUCAAUGACAAAGAUAUUAAAGCAGCAGCAGCCAGUGCCUUAGCGGCCGCUUCUGUCAAAGCUAAAUAUCUAGCUUCAAUUGAAGAACGAAAAAUCAAAUCUCUAGUAGCACAAGUUGUUGAAAUGCAAAUAAAGAAACUGGAAAUCAAACUGAAACAUUUCGAAGAACUAGAAUCCAUAAUGGAUCGCGAACGUGAAAUGAUUGAACUUCAACGGCAACAAUUAUUGCAAGAAAGACAACAAUAUCAAUUUGAAUACGUUAAAGCCUCGGAACAUAAACAUCGACAAACUUUGGAAACUUUCAACGAUAAGUCAUCACCAUUACCACCAGCAUCGAAUGUUACGAAUGGAAACGAUACAAACAUGCAAAGUGAAGAAUCGAUGGAAUCACAACAAAGCGAUAGUUCACCUGCGCACAUGUUGUUGAGAAAUGAAGGUCAUGGAUCGGACUAUAAUAGUGAAUUGUCUGAUGUACAAGAGGAAGAAUUAUAUUUAUUCUCUCAGUCACAAUAUCAUACUACAACAUCGUCAUCAAUGGAAAGAUUUCUAAAAAGGUCCAGUCAACCUCAAUCGAACGCCUCAGUAAUUGACCAGACAAAAGCACCAAAUAGUAAAAAGAAGCUAAAACCCGAUUAUGAAAAACGACGUUAUCAGUGUUCCAUCUGCUACAAACGAUUUCAGCAUAAGCAUCAUUUGAAAGAACACGAACGAUUGCACACAGGUGAAAAACCAUACACAUGCGAUCGAUGCGGCAAACGGUUUAGUCAUUCAGGCUCGUAUUCUCAGCAUAUUCAUCAACGUAACAAAUACUGUCGACCAGGUCAAACUGAUAACGACCUCGAAUAA